AUGGGGCUGGCCGCGUGGCUCUGGGGGAACCGCCCCGUCCAGUCCUCCAUCUCAUCAUCCACCACCCAGCCCAUCCUCCUUUGCUCUUGGCUCCUCCUGCUUCCUCCCGCGCUCCCUGUCAUAUCAAUACACCUCCUCGCAACAGCCGCUCCACAGCCAAUGUCGAAGCCAUCAACCUCCCGCAGCGAUAACUUCGUGCCCGCGAUGCAGCUGCUCGGAGAUGAUGUGCUCUAUCUCUGUUCCGCAGACUGGGUGGCCGGACUGGGCCUUGGAUCCGCGUACGCCAACUCCAUGGCCAUGUCCCUCACACCGUCCCUGCACUCAACAUCCCAUCUGACACCACUUACGCCUCAGGCGCAGUCUUUGCCCCUUGACAUGUAUCCCGACAUGCCCGAGCUGACAUUCAAACACGGCCACUACCUGACUGUAGAUUCACAACUUCCCAGGUCCGCCGAGUCUCUCAUGGUCCCUCCCUUAUACCACGACGUGUCUAGUCAAGAGAGUAAUAGUAGUUACAGCCCGCCUGAAGCGAGACUCCCUUCCGAGUCGCCGUCGUUCCAAGACACAGACACCACUCCCUCCGCAGAAGCGCCCAAAAAGCCCAGACGAAGCCGCCCGAACCGUUACAAAAACGCAGCCCCCGCUGUCAUUCAACGCCGGAGAGCCGCCAACAGAAAAUCACAGCAAGCCUACCGCAAGCGCAAGGACGACCGCAUCGCCGAGCUCGAGGAGCUUCUCGACCAGGCCGCCCAGCGUGCGCACGACAUGGACCGGGCGUACGUGCGCCUCCGCGCCGAGUACGAGCAGCUCCUCGUGAUUGGCGGCGCCGAGGCUGCCGGCCACCCCUCGAGCGUCGCCAGCACGGGUGCGGAGGAAAAGGCGUUUUUGGCGCUCGCGUCUUUUGCGCAGCCGCCUUCUGACCACGGGCUUUCGCAUCCGCCGCACCCGCAACAAGCGACCAGCGUCUACCAUGUGACAGGCAGUCAUGAUGCAAGACUGGGCUAA
Molecule: messenger RNA, 1005 nt
Organism: Cordyceps militaris CM01
Lineage: Eukaryota; Fungi; Ascomycota; Sordariomycetes; Hypocreales; Cordycipitaceae
Exons: 4
Coding region: 1-1005 (334 amino acids)
Biological process (GO): regulation of DNA-templated transcription
Molecular function (GO): DNA-binding transcription factor activity
Source: RefSeq, a predicted model, not a curated record